ACAGUUUACACUGUUGGUAGCGGCGGCUAAUUUUUUCGUAGUUGGUAGAACUCGACACUCGUCCCGUUACGUGUUUUACAGGUUCCAUUUGUUUAAUGCUUUGUUUUGUUGUAGUGUAGUUAUUUUAUGGAUUACACUUUUACAGGCGUUGUAUGAAGUAUUUUCGCGGUUUAUUUUGUACGUAACCUCAAAUUUGUUGGCGGUAAUUUUCAGGAUUACAACACUUGUACAGGCGCUGUAUGAAGUAUUUUUGCGGUGUAUUUUGUACGUAACCUCAAAUUUGUUGGCGGUAAGUGCAUAAGUACGAUUUCUUUUUAUAAUGGCUUCUAAAAGAAAGAGAAAUUCUGUUUGUGCAUCUCGGAGCCAGUAUCGAAUUGCGAGAACACGAACCGAUCUGGCCGACGAAAUGAUUUCUUAUGAUGUCCCGCAAGUGGCUGAUAAUAUACCCAAUUCCGAUCUUGAUGUACCCAAUUCGUUAGCUAUUAUUGAUGAUAUUAGCAAUGUAGAACCCUUACAUUCUGUAGUUGAUGACAGUAUUGACGUGGAAGUGCAUAGUGAUGAAUUUUCGUUAUUUAGUUCCGAUACUGAAUCUAAUAAUAACGUUCGUGAUUCGUCUCCAGAGUCAUCCACGUUUAAUUUCCCUACCACUACUAAUGAUCAUGCCAGUGAAAAUUUUCAGUCUCAUUUAGCUUGCUGGGCCAUUAAAUUUAAUAUACCUCAUGUCGCAUUAAAUGCAUUACUUCUAUUGCUAAAAAUGUUUUUUGAUGCUACACUCCCAAGCAAUGCACGAACAUUACUUGACACACCUCGACAGUUGCAUAUCAAAACAAUUGAACCAGGUCAGUACUUCCACAUUGGAAUUAUUAAAGCAGUUACAAAAUUGUUGGCUAAGAAUAAUUUAGCCCAUUUAACACCUGCCAGUGGAAUUAAGAUAUGUGUUAAUAUCGAUGGUCUGCCUAUUGAAAAAAGUAGCAGCAAUCAGCUCUGGCUAAUUUUGUGUAAUUUACAAGGUAAUGUUAACAAUGUCGAAUUAAUUGGUGUUUAUCAAGGUUUUGACAAACCUAAAGAACCAAAUAUAUUUUUAAAUGAUUUUGUUCAAGAAGCAAUUUUCUUAACAAACAACGGCUUUACUUUUAAUGGUAAAAUAUUUCCAUUUGAAAUAGCAGCAUUUGUUUGUGACGCUCCAGCAAAGGCGUUUAUAAAAAAGACGAAAGGUCACGCUGGUUACAGUUCCUGUACAAAAUGUUACACAGUAGGUAAUUUUGUAGAAAAUCGUGUGUGUUUUCCCCAAAUAGCAAACCUUAAACAUCGAACAAACCAAGAAUUCCGAAACAAGGUAGAUGAAGAUCAUCACACUGGAACUACAAUACUAGAAUCUAUUCCUGGUCUUAAUAUGAUAGCUGCUUUUCCAUUGGAUUAUAUGCACCUCAUUUGUUUAGGUGUGAUGAGAAAGCUUUUGUUAAUGUGGGUUACUGGAAAACCACCGACAAAAUUGCAGCACAUAAAAGUUCAAAAUAUAUCACAAGCAUUAAUUAAACAAAGACCAUUUUCACCUUGUGAAUUUGCUCGUAAACCGCGAUCUUUAUCUGAAGUAAAUCGAUUUAAAGCAACAGAAUAUCGGCAGUUUUUAUUAUAUACAGGCCCAGUUAUUCUGCGUUCAAUAUUAUCGCUAGAUAUGUACACAAAUUUUUUAAGCCUGCAUAUAGGGUAAAGAGGACAGUUAUCGGCACUCUGCCAGUUAUUGGCACAACGUUGUCAAUAUUAAUUUUAAUAAGCGUUAGGACGUCUGCGAACUGAUUUAUUUUGAAUUAUACCAAUGUUGGCACCUUCGUCUAGACACAGUAGAAAUUUUAGCCUCGUAUGUUGGUAGUAGAAAAAAUGGCGCAAAGUUGAAUGCAGUGAGUUCGAAGUGAUUACGUCUAAGAGGUGAGUUUUUCUUAUAUUCAUAAGAAGCACGGCGCAUGUGAAUUGCUUUUACGUAAUGUAAACCUUAUUGCCAUCCCAAAUUUAUUUUACCAAUUAAGAAAGCUUGAUUAUUUGGACCUAUUUUCCUACUUAACCUCAAAAAAUGAUCUUUAUUUAAUAUAAUA
Messenger RNA from Photinus pyralis (common eastern firefly), 2090 nucleotides. RefSeq lists its product as uncharacterized. The transcript is spliced from 3 exons. The record is from RefSeq and is a predicted model, not a curated record. Lineage: Eukaryota; Metazoa; Arthropoda; Insecta; Coleoptera; Lampyridae. Bases 320 to 1711 code for a protein of 463 amino acids.